Macrobrachium nipponense is the source of this 1845-nucleotide messenger RNA. RefSeq names its product trichohyalin-like. The record is from RefSeq and is a predicted model, not a curated record. Bases 1 to 1845 code for a protein of 614 amino acids. The transcript has a single exon. Lineage: Eukaryota; Metazoa; Arthropoda; Malacostraca; Decapoda; Palaemonidae.
AUGAUUUCUACCUGGCUAGAGAAACCAAAAUCGCCAUCUUUGUCUACACGGAGUUCUAACCAGGGCGUCGAAGAAAUCAUCUGUAACCUGAAUGAUGUAAAUAAGAAGCGGAUUAAGGACAGACACGAAUUGGCAGAAGCAAAGACGGAAAUAGAGAACCUGAAAGAGGAAUUGGAGGAACUUCGGAGGGAGGUAAGGACAGGAAAGAAGAAUGACAAGGAUGCUAGCCACUCAGGAAAGAGCACUCAUAAACAUGGGAAGGAAAACGAGAAUGCACGAAGUUCGACAAGAACUAGGGACGCUGAAGGAAUCGACGAACGCGAAACUGCCAUACGGAAGGGAAGCAAACUGCGGCGUUGGAAUGAGAAAAUUAAAAGAAGGUUAAAUCGAGAAUCGAAACACGAUCCUAUGUGGGAUGACCUUCGGGAAGAACUGUUAAGGGAUUGGCAAAAACUCUCUCGUUCACAGGUCAUUUCAGAGAAUGAAAUAAAGGACAUACUUCAGGAUGUGGAAGAAAUUUUUAUUAAUAGUGAACUUGAGGUGGAAAAGGAGGAAACAGAGGAGACUCCCGAAUGGGAACCAGACGAUGUACUGGAAAAUCCAGAAAUAAUCGAGGAAAUCAGAGAGAUCAUUGAGAAGAAGAAGGGAAACAAAUUGCGGCGUUGGAAUGAGAAAAUUAAAAGAAGGUUAAAUCGAGAAGAGAAACACGAUCCUCUGUGGGAUGACCUUCGGGAAGAACUGUUAAGGGAUUGGCAAAAAAACUCUCGUUCACAGGUCAUUUCAGAGGAUGAAAUAAAUGACAUACUUCAGGAUAUGGAAGAAAUGUUUAUCAAUAGUGAGCUUGAGGUGGAAAAGGAGGAAAUAGAAGGAGGGAGUCAGGAGGAAACAGAGGAGACUCCCGAAUGGGAACCAGACGAUGUACUGGAAAAUAUAGAGAUUAUCGAGGAAAUCAGAGAGAUCAUUAAGGAAGAGAAGGCUGAAAGGCGCUCUAAAAGAAGGUGGGAAAAGAACGCUUGGAAAUCCGUCAUCCGGGAACAUAUGAAGAGAAAGGCCAACGAAAGGGUCUAUAAAAAGCUGAUUAAGAGGCAAUUACGCUCUACACAACGGAAAGAAAAGGAGAGGAGAAAGGCUCUAAGGGGUGCUGAAAAAAGGUGGAUUAGCGCACUCAAGAGAAAUUUCACGAAGCGACUAGAGGAAAGGAAACAGAAAAGAAGAGACGACAGAUUGAGGAAACUGAAAGACUUGAUCGAUUUAGUCAAGCAAGAACGUAAGAUAAUGAAGUACAAACGCAGGGCUGAACAAGAAUGGCUAGAGAGAGAAGCCAGGUCUUUGGCACUGUAUGACUAUCAAGCGAGGAUGGAAGAACGAGAAAGAAAAAAGGAAGCAAAAAGAGCUUUCAAGCAAGAAUUGAAGGAAAGGAAGGCCAAAUUGAAGACUGAAGAGGAUAGGCUCAGAAAAACACGAGCCAAGUUAGAGGAAGAACACAAGAAGAGGAAAAAUAAAGAAAAGCUUGGAAAAAAGAGGCUAAUGAGCGCUUUAAAAGAUCUCAAGAGACGGAAAAGAGACCUGGGGAGAAAACGAAAACCCAAAGGGUCUGAAGUAGAAUUGCAAAUGCAUGAUUACAUUUGGUUCUUUUUGAGGAAUCCUGCAAUGAUCUCUUUGUAUUUGAGAAAUGGUCUGCUAGAGCGUAGGAAAAAGAGGAAAAGAGAUUCGAAGGCCACAGAUUCUCAAAAGGAGAUUUGGGUAUGGAAGAAGAAUUCAAGAGGAAAAUUUGAAUUCAUAGAAAAAAAGAGAAUAGACAGGACUGAAGGCAGGAGGACUGAAAGCAGUUUGGGGCUGAUGUGA